GCUCCGUCGCCCGCCCGCCCUGGCCGCUCGCCGCCCGCCCGCCCGACGGAGACGCAGCCCCAGCUAGCUGACUUCAUGUGAAAGAUGGCUAAUGCGGAAGUGAGUGUCCCGGUGGGAGACGUGGUUGUGGUACCCACUGAAGGAAAUGGAGGGGAGAGCCCUGAAGACACCAAAACUCAAGUGAUCUUGCAGUUACAGCCUGUGCAACAAGGGAUUUAUGAACCGGGGUCAGAGAACAACGCAGCAGUUGUUGCUGUAGAAGCCCACACAAUACACAAAAUUGAAGAAGGAAUUGAUGCAAGCAGUAUAGAAGCCAACGAGGACAUGGAAAUCGCUUACCCCAUCACCUGUGGGGAGAGCAAAGCCAUCCUCCUCUGGAAGAAGUUUGUGUGUCCCGGAAUAAAUGUGAAGUGCGUCAAGUUCAACGAUCAGUUGAUUAGCCCCAAGCAUUUUGUGCAUCUGGCUGGUAAGUCCACUCUGAAGGACUGGAAGAGAGCCAUCCGUCUCGGUGGCAUCAUGCUCAGGAAAAUGAUGGACUCUGGACAAAUUGAUUUUUACCAGCAUGACAAGGUUUGCUCCAAUACCUGCAGGAGCACCAAGUUUGACCUUCUGAUCAGCAGCGCCAGGGCUCCUGUGCCAGGACAGCAGACAAGCGUGGUGCAGACUCCCACCUCAGCUGAUGGUAACAUCACACAGAUUGCCAUUUCAGAGGAGAGCAUGGAAGAGGCAGGGCUGGAGUGGAACUCUGCGCUCACCGCUGCCGUCACCAUGGCCACAGAGGAGGGCAUAAAGAAAGACUCUGAAGAGAUUUCAGAGGACACGCUGAUGUUCUGGAAGGGAAUAGCCGACGUGGGGUUGAUGGAGGAGGUCGUUUGCAAUAUACAGAAGGAAAUAGAGGAGCUUCUCAGGGGUGCUCAGCAACGCCUCAUCCAGGCUCCAUUCCAGCUCACAGAUGCUGCUGUUCUAAACAAUGUGGCACACACAUUUGGCCUCAUGGACACAGUCAAGAGAGUUCUGGACAACAGACGGAAGCAGAUGGAGCGCGGGGAGGAGCAGUUCCUCUACGCCCUGGCAGACUUGGAACGGCAGUUGGAAGAGCAAAAAAAGCAAGCCCAAGAUCCCAGACUGAAAUCUCAGACAGUUCAAAAUGUGGUACUAAUGCCUAUGAGCACCCCAAAGCCUCCAAAAAGACCCCGGCUCCAGCGGCCAGCCUCCACCACUGUCCUGAGCCCUUCUCCUGUCCAGCAGCCUCAGUUUACCGUCAUCUCUCCGAUCACCAUCACCCCCGUGGGCCAGUCGUUCUCUGUGGGCAAUAUUCCAGUGGCUACCCUCAGCCAGGGCUCCAGUCCUGUGACUGCGCACACGCUGCCUUCUGGCCCUCAGCUCUUCCGCUAUGCCACAGUGGUUUCCUCUGCCAAGAACAGCUCACCAGACACAGUGACCAUCCACCCUUCAUCCAGCUUGGCACUGCUAAGUUCCACCUCUAUGCAGGAUGGGAGUACCCUGGGCAAUAUGGCCACCAUGGUGAGCCCUGUGGAGCUGGUGGCCAUGGAGUCUGGCCUGACUUCAGCACUCCAGGCUGUUGAAAGCACCUCGGAGGAUGGGCAGACCAUCAUUGAAAUUGACCCAGCCCCAGACCCUGAGGCUGAAGACACUGAGGGCAAAGCAGUCAUCUUGGAGACAGAGCUGAGGACUGAGGAGAAAGUGGUUGCUGACAUGGAAGACCACCAGCACCAGGUCCACAAUGUGGAGAUCGUGGUCUUGGAGGACUGACUGGGGAUGGGGCCAAGAGCUGUGUUUUGGUUUGGAAUUUUAAUUAUGUUUAUUUUUAUCACUGUCGCACUCAUUUCCACACAGAACCCCCUUUUUAAAAAAAAAAAAAAAAACAAGCUACAAAAUCUCGUUGUAUCUGAAAAUGUUGGGUUCCUCCUCCCCUGUCACUGACAAGUGGACAGAACAUGCUACCUUUCCAGAAGUUAGGAACAGGUUACCUGCUGUCCAAACCAUCUUUCCCAAGGAAGGUAUUGCCAUUAGGGGAGGUGUCAAAAUAACCAGGACCCCUUCACAGAAUAGUCUGUCCGUGCACACAUGCAUGGUUUCACUCUUGUAAAGAUGCGUUGAGCAAACUCCGGAACACAGAUCUGACACCAGAAGACAACAGCUCUCCUGUGGAUACAGAUGCGCACUUGCCUCUGUACCCUGGAUGUGGCCUCAGAGGCUGGUGUGAAACACGGAGACAAGAGGAAGUUGACUCUGCAUAGAGCAGAAAGUGACUUGCCAUCAGCAGCUAAAAGGGGGAAGAGUCCUUUGACAAGGAGGGGGCAAGGAAUGGUCUUUCGGAGGUGCAUCUGAUGCCCCUCAAACUCUCUGAGGGCUGGGUACCAUUUUGGGAAGAGGCCAGUGAUGUGCAGAACGGCACAGAACAAUCAAGGGAUGGUCACAGCUGUGCUCUUGGGAUAGCUCACCUUGCCCCCGGCCUAGUCAAAGCCCUCGCCCUCCUCACCAAGGAGCGUUAGUCCACUCCUUGCAGACUGUGAGGUUGUAUAAACUGUUGUAGUUUUUGGACUGUGGCUGUCAUGGGGGUGGGGCUCCCAGGUCAUCAUC
Acomys russatus (golden spiny mouse) is the source of this 2604-nucleotide messenger RNA. RefSeq names its product glucocorticoid modulatory element binding protein 1 (gene Gmeb1). Gene Ontology annotation, biological process: positive regulation of transcription by RNA polymerase II. NCBI's taxonomy places the organism in Eukaryota, Metazoa, Chordata, Mammalia, Rodentia, Muridae. Gene Ontology annotation, cellular component: nucleus. The transcript is spliced from 10 exons. Gene Ontology annotation, molecular function: RNA polymerase II cis-regulatory region sequence-specific DNA binding; DNA-binding transcription activator activity, RNA polymerase II-specific. The coding region runs from base 85 to 1773 and encodes 562 amino acids. The record is from RefSeq and is a predicted model, not a curated record.